Carassius carassius (crucian carp) is the source of this 2370-nucleotide messenger RNA. It is a transcript of the gene rnf167, whose product is annotated as ring finger protein 167. Gene Ontology annotation, cellular component: nucleoplasm; cytoplasm. The record is from RefSeq and is a predicted model, not a curated record. Gene Ontology annotation, molecular function: ubiquitin protein ligase activity. Bases 66 to 1292 code for a protein of 408 amino acids. NCBI's taxonomy places the organism in Eukaryota, Metazoa, Chordata, Actinopteri, Cypriniformes, Cyprinidae. Gene Ontology annotation, biological process: ubiquitin-dependent protein catabolic process; positive regulation of DNA-templated transcription; protein ubiquitination. The transcript has 9 exons.
AUUGUAAAAUCAUGCGUCUGUGUGCAGGUCUUGAUCGCCCUCAACAGGGCCCAGCCUAAUUCAGGAUGGUGUAUGUUGGGGCGCAGCUGGGCGUAUCAGUGCUAGUCUUGUUCUGCACUAUGGCUCCGUCUCCUGGCCAGGCAUAUAUAUAUGCUCAUUACAGUAACAUGACCUCCAUGCUGUUUGAGGAUCUGCCUGCUCUCUUCGGCCAUACUCUGCCAAAAGACGGACUCAUGGGUGUGCUGGUUGAAGCUCAUCCUCAGAAUGCUUGCACACCUAUAGAUCCUCCUCCAGUUUCUCCCACACCCUCCGAUCCCAACAGCACUACAAAAUACAUUGUCCUUAUCCGACGCUAUGACUGUAACUUUGAUAUCAAGGUGCUCCAUGCACAGCAGGCCGGUUUCAGUGCAGCCAUAGUUCACAACAUGUUCUCUAAUUCACUUCUAAGUAUGGGAUACAGCAAUGACACCAUUGCGGAGGAGAUCGAGAUUCCUUCUGUGUUCACAAGCUACUAUGCCUCCCAGAUACUGCUCAAAUUCAUCAUACCAGAGAAAGGGGCUUAUGUGAUUCUAAAGCCUGAGUUUUCCUUCCCUCUGACCUACUAUCUCAUCCCCUUCACUGGAGUUGUUGGCAUGAUCAUCAUUGUCAUGGUCAUCAUACUGAUUGUGCGGUGCGUGCAGCACAGGAAGAGACUUCGGAAAAACAGACUCUCCAAAGAACAGCUGAAAAAAAUCCCCACUCACAAGUUUGUUAAAGGUGAUAAUUAUGAUGUGUGUGCGAUCUGCCUUGAUGAAUAUGAAGAGGGAGAUAAGCUGAGAGUGCUGCCCUGUUCCCAUGCUUACCACUGCAGAUGUGUGGACCCCUGGCUCACCCAAACUAAGAAAACCUGCCCAGUGUGCAAGCAACGCGUGACCCGUCCCAACCCAGAAUACUCAGAUUCUUCAGAUUCCGACGGAGAGUCGGUGCCACAUGAGGCUGAAGAAGAAGGAGUGACCAGCGAGGCUGAUUCAGAGCGCACACCUCUCCUUCGGCCCUCCAACCCCUCGUCCCCCGCCUCCUCCAGCCCGCCUCCCACCUACGCCUCCACAGUAACGUCAGAGGCAGUCAUCGCUACAGUAACAACCUCCGCACAAUGCUUGCCGCAUGCACCCCAGCCUGACGUGCCCCUGCUGGGAUACGAUGAGUACUACUCACCCGUAGAGGACUCUGAUGAAGGUACUGAUGAGGAGGAGGGUCACCCCUCAGAUAGCGAUACCGCAGAGCUCAUCGGACGGGGCGCUGUGCGAGUCUGAGGGGUCGAUUAAAAACAGCUUCUGUUGUAUAUCACAGAGCUCAUAUUUAGCGCGCCCCAGUCUCGCUGAGAUAUGCAUCCCCAUUGCUAGUGCAAUCAACACUACACAGCAAUUUUUCUUUUUGACAGUAAAAAUAGAAGUUUUAAAAGUAACUUUUUUUGUUAAGUGAAUGUAACGAUUUCUUAACAAAAUAGUCCAUCCAUAAAUAAAUAAAUGAAUUAGAACAGAUCAUUUACUCACCCUCAUGUCAUUGCAAGCAAGUGUUAAGUAAGUGUUUUCUUUUACCAUAUUUACCACUUUUACCAUAUUCUGAUGUGGCCAUGUAUGUGUUUAUUCAAAUUAAUAUGCAAAUAAAAUCCUAAAUUGAAUCAGUUCGUUAUAUAAAGUGACUUAAAGACUAAACCGAUCAAGAUUUCAUUUGGAUUCCUUUUAUGACAAUUUUAAGCCCGUUUUGAAACUUGUAAAAGUUUUGGUCUGUAGACAAUCAAUUGUGGAACAGAAAUCUGUCAAGUUUCAUUAAAAAUAUCUUCAUUUGUGUUUUGAAGAUAAAUGAAAGGUUUAUGGGUUUAGAAUGACAUGAUACUGAGUAAAUGAGAAUAAUUUUGAUUUUUAGUUGAAGUAUCCCUUUAAAAUUCUGCUUUGUUCCUUGCAUAAAGCUGUCAUAUGACUUCAAGAGAUGUAGAAUAUAGCACAUUAAUCACGUGGAUUAAUUUAAUGGUGAUUGAUUGUCAAUUUGGGAGCUUGGUCAGCUUCCUUAUUCUACUAAAUUUCUCCAUUUGUGUUUUACUAAGAAAAAAGCCCCACAAAAUGAUGAGUAAAUAGUGACAGAAUUCUCAAUUUUGGGUGGACUAUUUCUUGCUGUCACUAUUUAUGUGCAAUAAGGACAGGUUGCCAGUUUGUAAAUUAGUCUUUUUAUUUUGUUUGUACAUACAGAGGCCACACAAACAAUAUUGCAGAGUUCUGAAUUAGCAUUUUUGAAAACUAACUUGCUUUAUUUUUUAGUAAACACCUUCAUAAAUCAACCUGUUUAACCGAUCAAAAAAUACCAUUCUACAGGAUUUCUUUAGGUUACUACAAC